This is a messenger RNA of Symbiodinium necroappetens, 311 nucleotides long. The record is from the annotation of a GenBank genome assembly. NCBI's taxonomy places the organism in Eukaryota, Dinophyceae, Suessiales, Symbiodiniaceae.
AUGACCGUUCCGGCAUCUUUGUAUGUCGUCGGCAUCUUGCAUGCAAACAACUACAGAGAUAUGGAAGUGGACAGACGAGGAGGCUCGAGAACUGUGGCCAUACUGCUGGGCCCCAAGGCGUCGCUGGUUUACUACUAUGGCCUGCUGAUGGGAGCCCACGCUCUUGCACUCCUUUUGGGCGUGACAUUCGGGUGCCAUGGCGUGGCUGCGACCAUCUUUGUGCUUCCACAGUCGCUGUGGCUCUGUGUUCGCAUACACAGACAAGAGCUACUCCGUGAUCAGGAUGAGGAGACGGCAAAGUCGAUGAUGAU